This is a messenger RNA of Schistosoma margrebowiei, 3603 nucleotides long. Lineage: Eukaryota; Metazoa; Platyhelminthes; Trematoda; Strigeidida; Schistosomatidae. The record is from the annotation of a GenBank genome assembly.
CAGAGCCAAAGUGCACACUACAAAACAGAGAACGCUAAAUUAAUGGUUUUGCUAUUUAUUUCGUGCUUUUUAUGUAGCAUAGGAUGACUUAUAUAUGAAAAAACUUGAUACUCAUGCAAACCAACCAACCCACGGCAAUUGAAAUACGGAAUGACCGCCUCUAAUCAAGCCGUUCAAGGUCGCUGAAACGAAAGGGCGGGCACAUUUCAAAAGGACCUAACGUUUAAACCGUGCCGACAUUUCCCCAAAAUUUAUUAUGACGGCUUCUCCAAAAUUUCCCCAGAAUUGGGAGAUUGGGUAUAGGAGAGACGAUGUUAAACCCACGAAUCGUAUCACUGAUGCAGCCCAUAUUCAGUCGUCGGUAACUAGAAUGUAUCCUUAUUACAUGUCCACAGACCUACUAUAGUAGGUCUCGCCGAUCUGUCUUCUUGAUAUUGUUCACAAACAGGGCUUUAUUUUAAAAGGGCAAUUAUAUUUUUCAUUGCUGAGUUAAUUUUAUUGUUUCGAUUGGUAAUCACGCUUCAAGACUACUACACAAGCUCACAAUUUUGGGGAAGCCGCUAUAGUAAACUUUGGGGAAGUCUAUUUCACUUUGGGGAUUUCCCCUAAGUUGGGAGCUUUGAUGGCUUCGCUUUAAUUGAAUGUAUUUAAGUUAAAGUUAUCACCAAGUGUUUCGUUUUUUAAAAGUAAUUUGUCAUAUGUUUAUUUUGGAAACAAAAAUUCAAGAAAAGUUUCUUCUAUCCACAACCCACCGAAUGGCAAGAAGCAGAAAAUACCACCACCUCAAAUGCCUAGAAGCCUAGUCGCAAGGCUAGGUCUGUUUCUUGCAGGAAAAACAACAACCUGAAUACCCAUGUCGUCGACACUCAUCUAGGACCCCACAGUGUGCGUAUCGCUAGUGUGAUUGCUACUCCAAUGAAAGUGAAUGAAUGGGUACAGUUCAAGAAUAAAAAACGACCUAAUGUUACUAAAGAAAAAUCAAUUCCCCCCCUGAAAAAACAGCUGAAAAAUUAAAGACUGACCUUAGUGACCGGUCAGUUGUCUUUCAUUGAUUCAAAUAGUGAAGCUCAGAACCCAGAGCUCGUUUUGAGCGUGAUAUUGGGUUGAUAAAUAUGUACUAAACCAGUUAUUGCCUAAAAAAUCUCUGGAGUCACUUUGCUAAAGGUUUAUAGACUAGGUAGCCAAAGAAGUUGCUAAAAGUCUAGCGAAACUUCUGGGAUGUACAGGAGUUAGUGGAUUUUAUGUGGAACAAUUUGUAUAGACGUCAAUGAGUAUUUGUGAAACUAGAUGCAGGAUAAAAAUAUGCAGUUACUAGUAAUUCUAAAAUAAAUCUAACUAAACAUAUUUACAUAGAUGAGACAAACCACUUAUUGUAUUUACUACUUUAUUAUAUUUCAGAAGUUCCGAUAGACUUCCAUCAACAAAGCUUAAAACCCAGGUUUCAGGAGAUUUAUCAAAUUAGUCAGUAUUCUUGAUUGAUUCUCAGUGCUGUCGUUAAAUAACUUAUUUUUAAAUUACCAUCACCAAAGUAAUAUAUAUUGAUUAGACUAAUGUGACUAACGUAUUAGAAAGAGGAUGCCACUUCCCUGUGGCUUACGCCGAGGAAGGUUUCCUAUUCAUUGGGCAUUUGAAAAUGAAACUGGGUUAGUUUUUAUCGUGACUACUAAAGGGCGUGAUAGCAGAUCUGCAGAGACAACUGCUCGAGGCUGGUUACAAAACUUAUUCGUGAUGAGUUAUUAGGUUUCGCUCCGUAAUUAAUAACCUUUACCUCCGGGAUUUUAGGUAAGGUGUAAUAUGUCUCGAGUCUACCUUUUCUGAACCUUUUCUUCUGUUAUGAGAGGCUAGCUCCACUGCAGAUGCUCGUUGUUUAAAGAAAGUACUUGACUUCCAAAACACAGUACAGUCGACAGUACGGUUUCACCCUAGGGCCUCGAGUUGUUGCCUUUAGUCUUGAUUUUCUUCAGCCGACCCGUCUGACGUUAUAGGACCUAGAGAAAUAUGUGUUCAAACAAGUAUAAGCCGAUUGGUUCAUAGAUAAACAUGAGUAUCAUAUCAAGGCAGUAGGUACGGUAGGGAUAGUAUUAAGGGCCAUUUCCUUCAACUGCACGAUGAAACCUCGCUUUCUUUGUUGUAUAGCCUCUCAGAAAUGUUAUUUGAGCUAAUUACUUAGAACAGUUCCUGUUCUUAUUUUACCAAACACUGCAAAUUAUCUACAAACAGCUGCAUAGAGUUUGUUUUCAUUAUUUACUUUUUUUUAUUCUAUUACUAUCCUGACUGUAAUGACGUGAAAGAUUAUAUAGCAUAUAAACGAUUUGGAGACGACCCUUUUAAUGACUUACUGGCUUCUAAACAUCCCUGGAAUCCUCUGAAAUACUCAAGUUCAUUUCCAACCUAACUCAACCCUAGGGGGAAUAACUGUAAAUUAAAGGUACAGUACAAUAAACCGAACUGCAGGCGUAGCAUCUACUUACGAAUAGUCAAGUUUUUGAUCUUGUCACUAGAUGAAGUCCUUUAGGCGAAUUCCCCGGGAGUCAUUCAAAAAGAACUUUGAUACAUUCAUAAACCUAGAUCUCUGCCUGGAGCCAUCGGUUAUCCAUUACUACUAGAUAUGUAAGCUCGUUAGGCAGAAACUUCUCUUCUGUUUUCAACUGUGUAAACCAUCUGAAAUAUAUCCACAAAAUGCUUCCAUUUCCUCUCAAAAGGUAUGUCUAUACGCCACAAAGUAUUGCUUUUUCAAGCUUGCUACUAAGUAAAACUUUUACUCUUCAUCAUUUUUUGAAGCGUACAUAAUUUCUUCUUGAUCAUCAGUGGUACCCUCAUAGUACUUACUAUUUUCAUUGCUAGAAUUUGAUUUUAGUCUUCCAAAAAAUUCCUAGUUUUUGUUCAUGCUCCAUUAAAAACCUGUUUCAAUUAAUUUUUAUGCCAAAAUAACGAAAUUUUUCCUACUUCGUUGACUUAGUAAUGUUAUUUACGCGAAGAUAAAUUAUUUAAUCAUUUUUGGAAAGUUAGCAGUUAUACUGUCACAAAAUUUAUGUAAUGUGAUAAUGACAGACAAGUUUAUCUUCUUUUAGUGAUUCCAAAUGCAGCAUGGAUCUACCUUGUAAACCUUUAGCAUGUAAAAUUCAAAGUUGUUUAAUUAGGAAUGAUUUCGAUGUUACUCGAUGUACAAGGGAAAUAACUUCACUUAUUGAAUGCUGUCAAAAAUUUCGACAUAUUAAACAACCGUGUUGUGAAGGUUGGGAUAAUUACAAAUACAGACCUGAUAAUCAAACGAAGACGAAUUAAACGAAAUCAAUAUUUAUGUAAUCUCUUCUGUUGGUAUUUCAUUAUUUUAACGAAAAGAAAGAAUAUGAUGAUCAUUGCAAUCCUUCUGAAUUUUUUUUAAAGUUAUGGCUAUGAUUGUAUUCCCAUUUGUUUAAAAAGAUAAUUCAUUUGAUACAAGAAUUCGUUGUAUCAUCCUUGUGUACUUUUUAUUUUAUAUAUUACACAAUUUUGACUGGUUGACCUGUAUAUGAUAUUCUUAGUCACUUAACAGAACAUAGUUCAAAGUUUACUAUUGAAUGGAAUUGGUUAAAUACAUUUAGACCUUAAUGUCUGAUGAAA